GAAUGGCACUCCAGGUCCCCGAGGGGCGGGCCCGGGGUCCCCCACUCCCGGGCCGAGGGAGCGGGGUGCGAGGCCUGGGGAGGGUUCUGGGGACCGGACGUCGGGUUCUUAGAAGGGGAGAUGACUUUCCACCGUCCCUGGGGCGCACGCAGGAAGCCUGGGGGAGUAGGAGGCGGAAACUCACCCCCAUCACAGGCGGCGUGGCGAGGCCGGGCUCUGGGGCGCGCGGGGACCGGGCUGCGGGGUGCAGGUCCGAGGCCAGCUCUUCCGUCCCCUUCAAGACCCCGGCACAGGCAUGAGGGGCCCCGGGCCGAGAUGACAGUGCUGGCGCCAGCCUGGAGCCCAACUUCCUCCCUGCAGUCCUCUCUGGUGGUGCUGCUGCUGCUACUGCUGCUGCUGCUACUGAGCCCCGGCCUACAAGCGUCACCCUACGACUGCUACUUCGACUACAGUCCGGUGUCCUCCACCUUCAGUGGGCCCAUCAGCGAGCUGACUGAGUACCUGAUUAAGGACUACCCAGUCACUCUGGCCUCCAAUCUUCAGGACGAGAAGCAUUGCAAGGCCCUGUGGAGCCUGUUCCUGGCGCAGGGCUGGAUGGAGCGACUGAAGACGGUGGCAGGGUCCAAAAUGCAGAAGCUCCUGGAGAAGGUCAACACCGAGAUCUACUUUGUCACCUCGUGUGCCUUCCAGCCCCUCCCCAGAUGUCUUCGGCUCGUGCAGACCAACAUCUCCCACCUCCUGCAGGACACCUUCACCCAGCUGUUGACGCUGCGGUCCUGCAUCGGGAAGGACUGCAAGAACUUCUCCCGGUGCCUGGAGGUGCAGUGCCAGCCGGAGUCCUCUACCCUUCUGCCUCCAAGGAGUCCUGGAGCGCUGGGAGCCACGGAGCUGUCCCAGCCUCCGUCCCCUCAGCUCUUACUCCUGCUGUUGUUGCCGGUCGCCCUGGUGCUGCCGGCAGCUGCCUGGUGCCUUCUGUGGCGAAGGGCAAAGAAGAGGAGGAGGAGGAGGAGGAGGAGGAGGAGAAGGACGUCCCCCCCUGGAGAGCCGACGCCCCCUGCCUCCUGUCCCCAGGAAGUGAUGCUUGUGCAGAGUUGACUCAGCCAGGGCCUCAUCUAGAAGAGGACGCUGAGGCCAAGCAAGAGCAGUCACCUGACACAGAGAGCACAGCCCCAACACAGGGGAAGUUGGCUGGAGGCUGGCCCGCUCCUGGGCUUGCUGCCCCUCCAGCUUUCUCCUCAGGAUGGAGUCAACAUCAGAAUCAAGCAUGAGCUCCACUUACAAACUCUCCACAAAGUCCUUGCCCCCAUGAACUUGUACAUAAAUAAUUCUUUUUUUACCAGCUCA
Messenger RNA from Nannospalax galili (Upper Galilee mountains blind mole rat), 1344 nucleotides. It is a transcript of the gene Flt3lg, whose product is annotated as fms related tyrosine kinase 3 ligand. Bases 121 to 1095 code for a protein of 324 amino acids. Gene Ontology annotation, cellular component: membrane; cell surface. Gene Ontology annotation, molecular function: cytokine activity; receptor tyrosine kinase binding. Gene Ontology annotation, biological process: positive regulation of cell population proliferation. The transcript is spliced from 8 exons. The record is from RefSeq and is a predicted model, not a curated record. Lineage: Eukaryota; Metazoa; Chordata; Mammalia; Rodentia; Spalacidae.